Messenger RNA from Bicyclus anynana (squinting bush brown), 652 nucleotides. It is a transcript of the gene Tapdelta, whose product is annotated as translocon-associated protein subunit delta. Gene Ontology annotation, cellular component: endoplasmic reticulum; membrane; endomembrane system. Lineage: Eukaryota; Metazoa; Arthropoda; Insecta; Lepidoptera; Nymphalidae. Bases 93 to 599 code for a protein of 168 amino acids. The record is from RefSeq and is a predicted model, not a curated record. The transcript has 3 exons.
UUAUUUCACUGACGAUUCGACAAUACGUGGAGAGAGAACGGCGAAUUUCAAACUCAUAAUUUUAAGUUAAACUCAUCUCAAAAGACUGAAAAAUGGUCACAAAGUAUUUAUUAACGAUUUUCGCGAUCGCCAUCAGCGGGACGUACGCUGAAAGUUGUCAGAACCCGAGGGUUGAAGCGAAUUCGUUUACAACUCUGGAUGCCACCGUGGUCACACAAAUAGCUUAUAUUACCGAAUUUACACUGAAAUGUGAUAACCCCUUGCCAGCAAACUACGCGCUGUAUGCCGAGGUAGAGGGAAGACCCUUGACGGCGGCGCGCGUCGGUGAAAACAAAUACCAGGUGUCAUGGACGGAGGAGCCAGCCAAGGCGCGCUCCGGUGUGCACGAGAUCCACAUCAUGGAUGAGGAGGGCUGGGCGUCGCUCCGCAGGGCUCGCCGCGCCGACCCGGCAGCCGCAGUUGCUCCACUCUUAGCUAUUCAGUUGCAGCACCCGGGCAGUUACUCUGGCCCGUGGGUGAACUCCGAGGUGCUGGCCACAGCGCUCUCCGUCAUCGUCGCCUACACAGCACUCAGAAACAAGAGCAAGAUCCUAGCUUAGAUUCUAUCAAUAGUUGUUAUUAAUAUAUUUUAAAUUAAAUUUUUUAUUUAAUA